AAACAUCUGACCACCACUCUGCACCGUACCUUCUUGUGGGUACCUCAGCUACGACCACCGAGGGAGUCUUACCACGCCUCAUUAAAACCCGUCCGGUCCAUCCUCAGUCAAGGACCGCCCCUUGAUUUUCUUUACUGAGGUGAGUAACCAACUACUUAAACUUCCAUCACAUAUCUCGCCAUGGCAGACGCCUCGGGAUCCCUUCCUUCGCCGAGCGGUUCCUUGUCCAAGAAGAAAUCCGGCAAGAAGAAUAAGAAGAACAGCCAGAAAGCGGCUCGCAGUGUGAUACCGGUGCUAAAAGAGGUCGAUGGAAACGCAGUUCGUCAAGAUCCGGCCCCAGCCUCUGCUGGCCAGGCUUCCGGCACUCCGUCGAAUCAAAAGGAGAAACAGCUACACACCAAGACUUCUAUACCGGACCUGAAACCCCUAACCAGUGUUGGUGCUACUACCACUGCCAGCGCCAGCGCAUCAUCGGGUUCUAGCAAUACAGCCUCACACGAAAAACCGGCCAAGAUGUCAAACAACGACAAGAAGGGGGUCACGGAUGAGUCCGCCGACUUUCCGAUCUCGGAGCCAGCAACUACCAACCCGGUUUCACCUUCCUCCACCCAAGUCGAUAGUACCGGUAUUGAUUACGCUGAUGCUCUCAAGGAUGGCUUGAAGGAAAGUGGUCUGAAGGAAGGAACGGAGGAAAACGUUGAAGAUCUUCCGGUCGAGGGCACCCGCGAGGAGCCAGCCGAGAAGCCUACCAAGAUGACCACACUCCCAAUCCAUGACAACACAACUCGAGAGAAACCCAGCAACGCAGACCGCGAUGCCGAACGAGAGAAACAAGCCUUAUACGACGAAUAUCCUUCACUGUAUUUCGAGGGCAAUGACAACGAGCUGGCGCAACUGGAGCGUGAUAGAGCCAAUGCCUACCAGGCCGCCGGCAUCAGAUUUGCACCAUUCAACAUACCUUUACAGCGAAGACUUCAGACCCUGGCGGUUCUGCUACACUCGCUGAGUAUUGCCACAACCGUCUCUUUCUUCUUUUUCUUGUGCGCCAUCCCUCUUUUUUGGCCAUUGAUCAUCCCGUACCUCCUUCAUAUGCUGCUUAGCAAAGCAGCAACUGAUGGAGAGUUGCGCUUCCGCUCAGAACGGCUCCGGCACUCUCGAAUCUGGCGCUUCUUUGCGGAUUACUUCCCAGCUAAGCUGCACAAGACGCAUGGUCUUCCCGCUGACAGGAAGUACAUUUUUGGCUAUCACCCCCAUGGCAUCAUCUCACAUGGCGCCUUCGCCGCUUUUGCCACCGAGGCCCUUGGAUUCUCUGAGAAGUUCCCUGGAAUCACCAACAGCCUCCUUACCCUGGACAGCAACUUCCGCAUCCCGAUUUACCGCGAUUACAUCCUUGCCAUGGGCCUCCGCUCGGUUUCGAAGGAGUCAAUCACCAAUAUUCUCAGCCGCGGCGGGUCUGACGGUCACGGUGCGGGUCGUGCUGUUACCAUCGUGAUCGGUGGUGCUCGAGAGUCGCUGGAGGCUCAACCCGGUACAAUGCGCCUCGUGCUCGGCGAGCGGAAGGGCUUUGUCAAGGUGGCCAUGCGCACUGGCGCCGACAUCGUUCCCGUCCUCGCAUUCGGCGAGAACGAUCUAUACGAUCAAGUCAGCCCCAAGAGUCAUCCGAACUUGCACAGGCUUCAAAUGUUUGUGCUGCGAACUCUCAAGUUCACUCUGCCGUUCUUGCAUGGAAGAGGCAUCUUCAACUAUGACGUGGGCCUGAUGCCGUAUCGUCGGCCCUUGAACAUUGUCGUUGGCAAGCCGAUCAGGGUUACACAGAGGGCCGAGAGCGACUUGAAGACAAGCGAAAUUGACCAGCUACACGGUCUUUAUUUGAAGGAGCUGGAGAAGAUGUGGGAGCGCUACAAGGAGGGUUUUGCCCCAGAAAGAAUCGAGGAAAUGCAGAUUCUGAAUUAGGAUUUUGAGUGGAUAAGGGACAGGUGGAGGUGGGUGAAGAAGGAAAGGGAGGAGGAUUGAUACCAUAUGGAUUCCACAUUCAUUAAAAGAGGCAGAUAAGGGGGAGUAAGGAAAUGG
This is a messenger RNA of Neurospora tetraspora, 2070 nucleotides long. Its product is annotated as diacylglycerol acyltransferase-domain-containing protein. Gene Ontology annotation, biological process: triglyceride biosynthetic process. Bases 181 to 1953 code for a protein of 590 amino acids. The record is from RefSeq and is a predicted model, not a curated record. The transcript is spliced from 2 exons. Gene Ontology annotation, cellular component: endoplasmic reticulum membrane. Lineage: Eukaryota; Fungi; Ascomycota; Sordariomycetes; Sordariales; Sordariaceae. Gene Ontology annotation, molecular function: diacylglycerol O-acyltransferase activity.